Molecule: messenger RNA, 969 nt
Organism: Olea europaea var. sylvestris
Lineage: Eukaryota; Viridiplantae; Streptophyta; Magnoliopsida; Lamiales; Oleaceae
Product: protein PLANT CADMIUM RESISTANCE 2-like
Exons: 4
Coding region: 54-611 (185 amino acids)
Source: RefSeq, a predicted model, not a curated record
UCUUGUAUUUCCUAUUACAUCUCUCUCUUUUGCAUACUAACUUUUGUUGUAUUAUGGAUCCGUAUGUCGCCCAAAAAUCUCCUCCACCUAAUGCACCGUCAGGAUACGGCCAACCACCGCCGACUGGAGUACCAGUUUCAGCUCCUAAUUAUAAUUCCCAACCACCACCACCACUGCCCCAUGCUCAUGUUGGCGCUCCAGGGGAGUGGUCUACCGGUUUAUGCGACUGCUUUUCCGAUGUUUCAAAUUGUUGUAUAACAUGUUGGUGUCCUUGCAUAACAUUUGGUCAGAUUGCUGAAAUCAUAGAUAGAGGAUCUACUUCUUGUGGAGCAAGUGGAGCACUUUACGCUCUUGUAGCCUUUGUUACGGGAUGUACAUGCAUAUACUCUUGCUUCUAUCGUUCUAGGAUGAGAAGACAGUAUAUGCUGCCAGAGGAUCCGUGUACGGAUUGUUUGGUUCAUUUUUUUUGCGAAGGUUGUGCAUUGUGCCAAGAGUAUCGUGAGCUCAAAACCCGUGGGUUUGAUAUGUCUCUUGGAUGGCAUGGAAAUGUGGAGAAACAGAAUCCUGAAAUGACAAUGGCACCAGCCGUUCAAGGCGGAAUGAGUAGAUAAUGCUGCUGUGGCCAAAUGCAUCAGAUCCAAUUGCUUGAGCCGAGGGAUGUGAAUUACAUUAUGUUUAUUGUUGUUUCAAGUCUAAGUGAUGAAUUUAGCAUGGUUUGUAGGCUUGAUCUCCAGUCCAUGGUAAGCAAGAAUUAUAAUGACUACUGUGGGCAUGGCAACACGUGUUGCCAUGUCAUACCCUCACUCAUGACAUAGCAAUACAACAUGUUGUAAUUACGUUUGCAGUGAACAUUAUAACUCUUGGCUACUGUAGAUAGGAGAUUAGGUCUAUAUAGUCAAAUUUAUCUAUCUACUCUAAAAUAUAAUAAAUAUUUCUAUUUGUAAUUUUAGUUUCGAUCUUUUGCACCGA